AUGACUUGCUUAAAAAAUCCUCACUCUAAGGAUACUAGGCAAUCUCUACUCACAUUCUCUCCUGCCCCUAGUUCUGGUUUAACUGAGUCUGAAGGUGCAGCAGGGGUUUUAGGAACCUGGGUUUUUGAUCAGGAGUUGAUUAGGAGAGCUCUAUGGACAGUAAGUAGGGAUAUUCUGAAAAUUUAUUCUGAUGAGAGGGUUAAUUUGAAGAAUUUCUUUAAGACUAGCUGCCAAAGGGUUAGUAUCACUACUGAUACUUGGACUUCUGUACAAAGAAUCAACUACAUGUGCAUUACUGCACAUUUCAUAGAUCAUGAGUGGAAGCUACAGAAAAAAAUCAUUUCCUUUGUCCCUAUUUCUUCACAUAAGGGGGAAUACAUAGCUAAGGCACUUGAAAGUUGCCUACUAGAGUGGGGGUUGAAGUCAAUUUUUUCUGUCACAGUUGAUAAUGCUUCUAGCAAUGAUACUGCCAUAGGGUUUUUAAAAAAGAAAAUGCUGUCUUGGGGUUCUACUGCAGUAAGGUGUAAGUAUUUGCAUAUGCGAUGCAUUGCUCACAUCCUUAAUCUGGUUGUGCAAGAUGGAUUAAAGGAAUCUGAUGAUUCUGUUAAGAAGGUAAGGGACUCUGUUAGGUAUAUGAGAAGCUCUCCUGCUAGGCUCCAAAAAUUUAGAGAGCUUGCUGACUUAAUUGGGGUGGAAGCCAAAAACUCUUUGGUUCUUGAUGUACCUACAAGGUGGAAUUCCACAUAUUUGAUGCUGCAUACUGCUUUGCUGUAUCAAAAGGUUUUUGAAGUGUAUGAAGAUCAUGACACUUCCUUCAAAUCUGAUUUGGGUGGGAAUGUUCCUAAUUUCUUAGAUUGGGAGGUAGUAGAAGGGUUGGUGAAAUUUCUGAAAUCAUUUUAUGAAAUGACUGUUAGGAUAUCUGGUUCUUUGUAUGUAACUUCUAACACUUUCUUCUCUGAAGUGUCUGAUUUAUCUUGCAUACUUACUGGUCUGGUGGGAGCUGAAUCUGAUUCUGUUAAAGCAAUGGGGAUGAAUAUGAGGACCAAGGACAAAAUUGAAUACAUGCCAUAUCAGUUUAAUCAAUUAUAUGGUGAUGAAAAUGGCAAGUCCUUGUUUGAGAAGGUUAUGAAAGACUUGAAGGAGUUGUAUGCUGAUUAUGUGACAAGUUUCCCAGUCCAGUCUGAUUCUGUUCCUGUUGAACAGUCUGUUCCCCCUACUGUUUUGUCUGAUCCAGUUUCUGUUGGGAGACCCCAAUCUUUGUUAAAAUCCCAGUUAAAAAAACAAAGAUUGGAGAGUGGAGAAUUAGGCAGAAAGAAAACUGAGUUGGAAGUUUAUUUGAGUGAGGAAAUUAUAGAAGAGGAUGGUGAAUUUGACCUCUUGAAAUGGUGGAAAGUUCCCUGUGCUUUCUAA
Messenger RNA from Ipomoea triloba (trilobed morning glory), 1410 nucleotides. RefSeq names its product zinc finger BED domain-containing protein RICESLEEPER 2-like. Lineage: Eukaryota; Viridiplantae; Streptophyta; Magnoliopsida; Solanales; Convolvulaceae. Bases 1 to 1410 code for a protein of 469 amino acids. The record is from RefSeq and is a predicted model, not a curated record. The transcript has 3 exons.